AUGGUGCGAAAGAUUACCCCAGAGGAGUGGAAACGCCACGAGGAUAUUAUUCAUCAUCUCUACCAUGUCCGUGGGUUACCUCUGUGCAGCAAGACCGGUGGCGAAAGUGUGCAGAGUAUUAUGGAAGCAGAGCAUCAGUUCACUGCCAGGUAAGGUUAAGGCUUCCGAGCUGCAAUCUUACGUUCACCAAAUCUCAUUUGCUCUUAUAGUCUCUCCCAAUACGAGGCUCAUUUCAAGUCACGUUACCAACCCAAGAAUUUCAAAAAGGAAGAAUGGAGGGCAGUGAAUGCCCAACUUCGUGAACUCGAAGCGAGGGGGCUGAAAGUUCGCGUUAAGCUUUCGGGUAAAGUUCUUAGCGAGAAACAACGCCAGAUGAAAAACGAGGAACUUAGGACCCCCACCUCCUAACCCUGGCACAACAAGUGGUAUGUUAUUCAGAAUUCUAUCACCGUAAAAGUAUUAACUCACGAGCCAGAAGCAAAUGUUGCGCCUCGUUCUAGCAAUCUUGUUAUCGAGAUUAAAGGCGAAAACCAUGAGUGGACAACGUACACCGGAAAUGAAGUCACUCGUACCAAUGUAUUAUCAUCGUCUAUUACCAGCGUACUUUCAAUGGGUCAAAUAGAACCAUCAAUAACAAGCGACGGCCUCGAAAACCAUUCUUCGAGCCCACAAAACCUUCCAGUCACUGGUAUAGCUGCAAACGAUACAAUCAAUCACACCCCAUUUCAAAACUAUACGGGCGAACGUGAGGAAUGUUCAAUGAUUGUCAAUCAAUCACAGAAUUCUCCUCCACUAUCAGCGGAUUCGCAGGCCCUUUCGAUCCAAAUGAUGGACUUUGAGCUAAUGCCCGGCUUUAUGUUGGAAAACGAUCUGUUUCAACCUUUGUUUUGGGGGAACCCUCAUUCUUGUCAGUACUGGGACCAGGAGUCGCCGUUUUCUCAACUGCAUAUGACUUUCUUGGGCAAAGCUCUUGGGAAUCGACUUAGCACCGGAGAAACUACCACGGCCCUUGCGCUAUCACUUCUCAGAGAAGUUCCUGACAUUAGGGCUGAUGCUCCUGUGGUUCGCCGGCUACCUGGUACUGAUGAGGUCCNUCUCUCCCUUGCGCUAUCACUUCUCAGAGAAGUUCCUGACAUUAGGGCUGAUGCUCCUGUGGUUCGCCGGCUACCUGGUACUGAUGAGGUCCUCGAGAAUCUGUUUUCGCUCUUACCUGAGGCACUCCAAGUAUACAAUGACCAAAGCGGGGACCAAUUCCACAUCACGCUUUUGUAUUCGAUUGCCAACGGGUUUGCUGGCCUGGCCGAUAUUCUAUCUGGAGCAUAUUGA
This is a messenger RNA of Hymenoscyphus albidus, 1326 nucleotides long. Lineage: Eukaryota; Fungi; Ascomycota; Leotiomycetes; Helotiales; Helotiaceae. The record is from the annotation of a GenBank genome assembly.